AUGACCAUUCAUCAUAGUCAAACCAAGGCCGUCUUUCGCGAGGGCUGCCUGCCAGAAAGACUCAGCCUGUAUGACUGUGGUGUAAUCGGGUAUCUGACCUUACCAAAGUCUACCGAGUCAGAAUGGGUUGAGAUCAUUCCUCCAGAGAUUAAACAUAUUUUCCAGAUCCUUGGCCCGCGUUCGAACAAGUUGACUAUAACUUGCCAGUCAUACUCUCGGGACGAUGAGCCAUAUUAUGCCGCCAAAUUCCCCAUUCUGGCAGAGGGGUACACAGCGCCAUGUUUGGAGUCAUCCGAGGAUGAAGAUUAUCAGUUUGAAUCGGAUAUUGUCAAGAGUGUGCCAAACGCGAUGGAGAAAUAUCGCGCUCAAUAUGGGCGAGACACGAUUAAUGUGUACUGGAAGGUUUCCGACCGUGAAUUGAAACUUCCUGAGCAAAGGUACGAAUUGAAUAGAAGUGGGUGGAAGAUAGUGAAGCAAGAGCCUGAUUUGAACCGUCAAGACUCGCAUCCAUAUGGACCGGGUGUUCAUCUGACAUUGAUGAGAGAGCCAGUUAUUGUGACAGAUGCUUGA
Aspergillus wentii DTO 134E9 is the source of this 570-nucleotide messenger RNA. RefSeq lists its product as uncharacterized. Lineage: Eukaryota; Fungi; Ascomycota; Eurotiomycetes; Eurotiales; Aspergillaceae. The record is from RefSeq and is a predicted model, not a curated record. The transcript has a single exon. Bases 1 to 570 code for a protein of 189 amino acids.